AUGAUACGUGAACCUGAAAAACAAAAACCCGGUGUAUUUUCAUUUAUGACACCAUUAUCAAAAGAAAUUUGGAUAUGUGUUAUUGUUUCUUAUUUACUUGUUAGUGCCAUUUUAUUUCUUGUUAGUAGUUCAUCAUUUUAUGAAUGGUAUUUCGAAAAUGAAUCUGAUCUUAUUUCACGCAAUAAAUUUUCCAUGCAAAAUGCUUUAUUUUUUUUGAUUUGCUGCUUUUAUGCAUCAAGGUGUUGA
Messenger RNA from Rotaria sp. Silwood1, 246 nucleotides. Lineage: Eukaryota; Metazoa; Rotifera; Eurotatoria; Philodinida; Philodinidae. The record is from the annotation of a GenBank genome assembly.